This is a messenger RNA of Rotaria socialis, 2704 nucleotides long. The record is from the annotation of a GenBank genome assembly. NCBI's taxonomy places the organism in Eukaryota, Metazoa, Rotifera, Eurotatoria, Philodinida, Philodinidae.
AUGGAUUAUAAUCAAUCUGAUCAACAUACUUGUGAACCAUCAUCAUCGAUAUCAUCAUCAUCCACAUUCACAUCAUCCACAUCAUCAUUAGUCACAUCAACAUCAUCAUCGUCAACUGGUUCUGGUAUUUCUUCUUCCACAGUGUCAUCUAAUGAAAAUGAUACUCGUGAAAAAAUUCAACACCAUUUAAAAUAUAAUAAAACUGAAUAUAUAAUCCUUGACAAUCCAAAUUCAAAUAAUAAAAAGUCGUCUGUUUGCUGGCGUUCAUUUGGAUUUCCAGCGAAGCGCGACAUUAAUGGUGUUCCUCAGAAAAUUAAAAAUUUUGUUUCAUGCAAGAAUUGUUUUACCACUUAUUCAUAUGCUUCAAAUAGCACCACGUUUCUCAACAAGCAUAAUUGUUUAUCUUCUGAUCGAAAACCAAAUUCUACUUUAUCUUCAUCUUAUAAUACAUCGUCUUCUCAAACUUUGAUUACAACAUAUGGUCAACCAAAAACUGUUCGAUUACCUGAUUCACAUUCGAAAGAUAUGAAAGAUCUAUUGGUACGAUGGAUAUGUAAAGACAUGAGACCUUUUGCUACAGUUGAUGAUGAUGGAUUUCGUAAAAUUGCUCAACGUUGUGUUUCCAUUGGUGCUCAAUAUGGAAAUAUUGAUAUUAAUCAAAUUCUUCGUUCAUCGAGUACAAUUUCUUCACAUAUUCAUGAAUUAGCCGAUACUGAACGUGCUCGACUGAAGAAUCUUUUAUCUUUGGCUACUAAAAAUGGUUCUCUUUGUUUAUGUCCUGAUUUAUGGACAGAUAGCAAUCGACAAUGUUCCUAUUUGGGUAUUACUGCUUCCUUUGUUGAUGAUGAAUAUCAUUUGCAUAAUAUUGAUUUAUGUUGUCAUCCGUUUCCUAAUGUAAGGAAAACAGCUGAAAAUAUUAUUAUAGAAUUGGAAAAGGCCUUGAGUCGAUUCGAAAUUUUUGAUCUUCAUGGUAUAACAUUUGUUUCUGAUCGAGGUGCUAAUUUCCUUAAGGCAUUAAAACGUUUUCAAGCUUAUUCAUGUGCUGCUCAUCGGCUAAACAAUAUUGUCAAACGUUGUUUUUUUGUUAAUGAGAAAAGUAAAAAACAAGAUGAUCUUGAAGAAAAUGUUUUUACUAAUGAUGAUGAACUUGAAGAAGAUAUUGAAGCUCUAAUCGAUGUAACUGCAUUAAGUGAUAUACCAAGAAAAGCUUUGCACGUUCUUCAAAACAUAAUCGAAUGCAAAAAACUCGUCAAAUACGUAAAGAAAUCUGGAAUAAACCCAGAAAUUAAAGAAUAUGGUGGUGUUAGUCUUAAACAGUCAAUUAAUGUUCGUUGGCUUUCUUUUAUCAAUCUCCUCGAAUCCAUUGACCGAUCAUUUUUUUCUAUAAGAAAGGUUUUGGCGAAUAAGAAAAAAACUUUUGCAAUUGAACGUGAAGUUGUACAAGGUUUGAUUCGACUUUUAUUACCAUUCAAAGAAUUACUUACUAAGCUUCAAACUUCGAAAACACCUUCUAUCCAUCUUGUUCUCAUUGGUAUUGGUAGCCUUCGAACAACUCUUUCAUCAUUUGAUAUGCUUUUGGAAUAUGAAAAGAAAAACAAAAUCUAUUUUCAAGAAGAAAAUUUAGAUUCAUUAGAUAUUAAUUCUUCAAAUUCAAUUCAAGAAGAUGAAGGUCUUCGAUUUUUUCGUCUUCGCUUAUCACAUCUAAUGGAAGAAAUGUUCUCAUUUGAACCUAUUCAUUAUGCGUCAAACAUGCUUCAUCCAAAAUAUCGACAUUUAAAAAAAACUAGCAGCCACGAUAAAAAUAAUUGUAAAUAUUUUAUUCGUCAAAUGAUGAAACUAGUCAUUGAUCAAGAAAAAUCUAGUUCGACAUUUUCAUUACAUUCAUCAACCAAUCAUGAUGGAGAAUCAUGUCCGAAAAAACGAAAAUAUUUUGGUGAAGAGUACGAAACUGGUAAUGUCAGUGAUGAGUAUGACAUGGAUGAUGAUGAAUUAGAAAGAUAUCUUUGUAAACGUUUGGAUUUAACAAAUUUAUCUGAUAAUCCACUUGAUUUCUGGAAAAACAACAAAAUUGAAUUUCCGGUCUUAGCGAAAGUUGCUUGUCAAAUAUUUAGUGUACCAGCAACAUCUGCAUGUGUUGAAAGGUCUUUUAGUUCUGCUGGAAAUAUUGUUACAAAACGUCGAACCAACAUCAAGCCUACUCAGCUAAAUAAUGUUCUUUUUUUACGAUCUUUUUAUUCGUUUAAAUGAUGAUAAAUGGUUUUAUGUAUAUUUAGAUAUUGUUUAUUGAUAUAUGAAAUUGUUUUUAUUUAUGUGCUCAUAGUUUGUAUUUGUUGUUAAUAUUCUUUGAAAAUGUAAUCUAUAUAUGUGAAAUAAAACAGAUCAUAGCCUGUUUGAAAACAAACUAGAAAAAUUGUUCUAACGGUACGGUAUUUCGCGAGACGGUAUACUAUGAACUUCAUGCGGUAACGGUACGGUACAGUAUUGAAAAAAAAUUAAGUGGCACGGUACGGUACGGUAGAGUACUGAAGAAAGCGGUACACGGUACGAGACGGUAUCAAAUUUUUGCAAUACCGCCGGUCUCUGAUUUGAAUCCUGUAUUUUUACAUCGACAGACAUAAUUUUCUCAAAAAAGUGAGCCUACCCUAGAUUGGAGUCAUUCCGCCGUCUCCGUAUCGGUGUGCUCAGGCGCUAUUUAAAAUAGCUA